Messenger RNA from Xenopus laevis (African clawed frog), 1050 nucleotides. It is a transcript of the gene hspb1.S, whose product is annotated as heat shock protein family B (small) member 1 S homeolog. Gene Ontology annotation, cellular component: nucleus; cytoplasm; spindle. The coding region runs from base 62 to 676 and encodes 204 amino acids. Gene Ontology annotation, biological process: response to heat; protein refolding; negative regulation of apoptotic process. The transcript has 3 exons. NCBI's taxonomy places the organism in Eukaryota, Metazoa, Chordata, Amphibia, Anura, Pipidae. The record is from RefSeq and is marked provisional.
AGAACACCAACAGGCUGAACAGAGUAAAGAGCAUUUUCUAGUUGGCACAGGUCUAGGAAAAAUGUCCGAACGCAAAAUACCAUUCACCUUCCUCCGCACUCCAAGCUGGGACCCAUUUCGGGACUGGUACCAAGGAAGCAUUUGCCUUUUUGAUCAGUCAUUCGGUAUGCCACGUAUUCCUGAGGACUGGUACCAAUGGCCUAGCACCAACUGGCCAGGCUAUGUUCGCUUGUUUCCAAGCCAAUCCAUGGAAGCUGUGCCCCCCAUUACACCUGCUGCUGAUGCAGCUGCUCCUGACUUCAGUCGUGCCCUCAGCCGACAACUUAGCAGUGGAAUCUCAGAGAUCCGUCAGACUUCAGACAGAUGGAAAAUCAGCUUGGAUGUCAACCAUUUUGCCCCAGAGGAGCUGGUUGUAAAAACUAAAGAUGGCAUUGUGGAAAUCACAGGCAAACAUGAAGAGAAACAAGAUGAACAUGGCUUCGUCUCUAGGUGCUUCACUAGAAAGUACACUCUUCCUCCAGGUGUUGAUAUAAACGCAGUGGCCUCAUCGCUUUCUCCUGAUGGCAUUUUGACUGUCGAGGCCCCACUACCAAAACCUGCCAUUCAGUCUGCAGAGAUCAACAUCCCAAUUGGCACAACCGAGGCUAAGAAAGGGGAGGAGGCUGCCAAGAAAUAAAAGGACCUCAGCAUGUACAAUUCACAAGACUACACUUUCUUAUGAAAUGUUGCAUUUUUUUUUACCAAUAACUGGUUAAAUACUAAAUACAGAAAAUGAUUAGUGUAUAAUUUGGCUACAAAAAAAAACAUAUUUUUAGGUGGCCAAGAAUCUUAUGAAAAUAAUGAGAUGCACAAGUAUCCAUAAUGUAUAAUGUAAGUACAAAGUAUAGUGAUCAAACUUACCAGGCACUGAAGAUCUAGUAACAUCCAUGAUACAAAUCAGUUUUUAUACAAAUACAUUUUAUACAAAUACACAUAUAAGAGAAAACCAUUUCAUUCUUCCCAUGAUAACUGGAUUCUCUAUGGCAUAAAUAAAAUCAUUCCCUAUAUUUG